UAUGAGUAUGUUUUUCGGUAUAAUGCAGGUUUUCACUUUGAUAGCCAAAUGACUCCACAAAGAGAGCAGAAAAAAAUAGCUGGCUCCACUUAUCAUAUUGUGAAAUAAUUGACAGAUUAAACAAUCACAUUAAAACAACAUUAAUAUUUGAAGAACGGGAACUUCCUCGUUCAUGAACAGGUCCUCUAAUCCCUUCCUCCUGCCACACCUUGUCUCUACCGCAUGAUCUUUGGGUAAUUUGAAUUCUGGUAGAGGGUUCGUUUAACUUGAAUCGAAAGUGAAAGUGUUGGAUGAUGACUAAGGGAGCAGAGAGAGAGAGGAGGCAAGAACAGAAGACAAAGGAGAUCUCUAUUAUCUGGAUCAGCUAACACACCAUGAUGCGUUGCCUCCAAGACCAGGAUGCUCUCGUCCCUCGGCCUCGGGGGACUUUGCCCAAGGUGUGUGCUGUGGCGCUGGCUGCCAUGACAAUAGGAGGCGUCGUGUUUCUGUCUCCUGAAAGGUUCUUCGGAUGGGUUGCCAUGGUAAUCCUCAUCCUGACCCUUGGCCCUCUGCUGCACGGGCUCUGUCUGAUGGCAGAGGAGAUGCUGAACCAUUCAAAUACGAGGUAUAGAGGCCGGAGGCUGCUGAGCCACGUGCUGCCAGCCUGUGGUUUUGGGGGAAAGACCCUGCUGGCUGCGGGGCUGGCAGGCCUGCUGCUCUACCUGGCCGGACCGCCUCUGCCACACAAAGACCAAUGCUGGAAACUCCUCAUCCUGACCUCGGCCCUGUACGCUGUGUUCAAAAGCCUGGGAGUCCUGGGUCCGUCGGAAGUGGAGGUGUCCGACAUCUGCGAGGGGAGGAAGAUGAACGUGGCCUUCUACCUGGGCUACCUGCGACUGGUGCUGCCGCGCUUAGAGGACUCCAUCACAGCAUUUUGUGACACCCAUAAGGCCUUCUUGGGUCGUGGCUCCAGGAAGCUCCUCAUCCUUAUACCUGUCAACGCCAACAUUUCUCACAAGAUGGAGGAAGAGGACGACAACAUCCAUUUCUAUGACAACCUGCCCAACAACGAGAUAAACAGGGCAGGCAUCCGGGGGCGGGUCUACAAGCACAGCGUCUACAGAGUAUUGGACGAGCAUGAGAAGGUCCAUGCGUGUGUGGCGGAGUAUGCAACGCCUCUGCUGACGCUGUACAGCAUGUCCCAGGAGAGGAGCGCUGGUUUCGGGGAGCCGGAGCGCCGACAGCAGGUCCUGCUCUUCUACAGGACCCUGCAGGAAAUACUGGAGCACUCGCUGGAGUGUCGCAACCGCUACAAACUCAUCCUGCUCAAUGAUGAGCACGAGGACGACCCUCACCUCCUGUCCAAAGCCCUCCUCAGACACCUGCAGCAGCAGGAGAGAGAGGAGUUCUGCCUCACCCCGCCUCCUCAACAGGAGGUGGUGCACCCCGUCGCAUGGACAUCAAGCGCCCCGCCAAGUGCUCCGGCCAUGAACGGUGACUGUCACCUCCAUGAGCCAAUGAGCAGGGAGCCUACGCUCAUGUUCAGCCUGGAGGAACCUCAGCCACUGAAGGAACCUGUUGAGGACAGCGACCAUUAUUGAGGACACAUAUACACACAUGCUCAGGCUCACAGGAACAUAAACACACACAUGCAUGCACACACACUGUUAUACUAUAUUCUUGUCAUAUACCAAGAUGACGAUUAAAAAAAAAACCUGUACGCCUCAUUUUCUGAAAUGUGAUUUAUCUGCAGAGUCUAUUAUAUCUGUCUGUGUCUGAAUUCAUAGAUAUUAAAUAAAUGCAAAUGACUACA
This is a messenger RNA of Cyclopterus lumpus (lumpfish), 1792 nucleotides long. RefSeq names its product stimulator of interferon response cGAMP interactor 1 (gene sting1). Lineage: Eukaryota; Metazoa; Chordata; Actinopteri; Perciformes; Cyclopteridae. Gene Ontology annotation, molecular function: cyclic-di-GMP binding; 2',3'-cyclic GMP-AMP binding. Gene Ontology annotation, cellular component: autophagosome; endoplasmic reticulum membrane. The record is from RefSeq and is a predicted model, not a curated record. Gene Ontology annotation, biological process: reticulophagy; activation of innate immune response; innate immune response.